This is a messenger RNA of Pocillopora verrucosa, 1758 nucleotides long. Its product is annotated as cysteine desulfurase. Lineage: Eukaryota; Metazoa; Cnidaria; Anthozoa; Scleractinia; Pocilloporidae. Gene Ontology annotation, molecular function: pyridoxal phosphate binding; cysteine desulfurase activity. Gene Ontology annotation, cellular component: mitochondrion; cytosol; nucleus. The record is from RefSeq and is a predicted model, not a curated record. Gene Ontology annotation, biological process: [2Fe-2S] cluster assembly.
CAUUCUCACUUGUUGUGUCACCAAAAUAAGUAGAUAAGCGCAUCUACAAAGAUUGAAGACCGAAUCUGAACUCUUAAUACUUUUAAGGAAAAGUCACAAUUUGCCAUGUUGAGUAGGCUGUUGGUUAAGCCUCGUCUGGUCUCAUUACCAUGUCGAAUUUUGUUGACAAAAAGCUUGAAAACAUCGUCGACGGAUGAAACCACUGCUGCUGCCACAAGGGUAGCUAGUACAGAAAACGAAGGUGCAGAGUUGAGACCUCUUUACCUUGAUGCACAAGCAACCACCCCUCUGGAUCCCCGUGUGUUAGAUGCUAUGAUGCCAUACUCUGUAUCUUAUUAUGGAAACCCACACUCACGUACACAUGCCUAUGGCUGGGAGAGUGAGCAGGCUGUGGAACAUGCAAGAAAGCAAGUAGCAGACCUGAUUGGUGCAGAUCCAAAAGAAAUUGUAUUUACUAGUGGGGCUACAGAAUCAAACAACAUAUCUGUUAAGGGAGUUGGACGCUUUUACAAAAAGAAUAAGAAACAUAUCAUAACAACUCAAACAGAGCACAAAUGUGUUUUGGAUUCCUGCCGCUCACUUGAAAGUGAAGGGUUUGAAGUAACAUAUCUGCCAGUAAUGAAAAAUGGACUUAUUGACAUGGAGCAACUGGAGGCAGCCAUCAGACCUGACACAUCUCUUGUAUCCAUAAUGACAGUCAAUAAUGAAAUUGGUGUCACACAACCCAUGGGAGAAAUUGGAUCCCUCUGUCGCAAGAAUAAAGUCUUCUUUCACACAGAUGCAGCACAAGCAGUUGGGAAGAUUCCAAUUGAUGUGAAUGACCUGAAGAUUGACUUGAUGUCAAUCAGUGGCCACAAGAUUUAUGGACCAAAAGGUGUUGGUGCCUUGUACAUCAGAAGAAGACCUCGAGUCAGGGUAGAGCCUAUUCAGAGUGGAGGAGGUCAGGAGAGGGGCAUGCGCAGUGGUACAGUCCCUCACGUGUUGGCAGUAGGAUUGGGUGCAGCCUGUGAAGUGGCUCUAGAGGAAUUGGAGUAUGACCACAAGAGGGUGACGGAACUGUCGAAUCGCUUGGUGAAUGGCAUCACAGAUGGGUUAACCCACGUCAUCAGAAACGGUGACCCGGAUCAUUCGUAUCCUGGAUGUGUGAACCUGUCUUUUGCAUUUGUGGAGGGGGAAAGUCUGCUGAUGGCUCUCAAAGACGUGGCUCUUUCGUCAGGCAGCGCAUGUACGUCUGCUUCGUUGGAACCGUCCUAUGUCCUCCGAGCGAUAGGCGCCGAUGAAGAGCUGGCUCACUCCUCCAUCAGGUUUGGAAUAGGUCGUUUUACUACAGAAGAAGAAAUAGAUUACACUGUGGAGAGGACAGUUAAACAUGUCAAACGCCUUCGCGAAAUGAGCCCGUUGUGGGAAAUGGUGCAAGAAGGAGUCGAUCUGAAGACCAUCCAGUGGUCACAGCACUGAUCGGUCAAAUCUUCAAGUGUCGAUCUCAACAUGGAAAAUUUCCUCCUAGAUCUCAAUGUUUUUUGGGAAACUAGGCUGUGCAAUACUACUGUUUUCUUUAUGAUCACGAUUGUGGCGGAAAGAAUGGCUGGAUAUGAAUCUUCGAUUAAAAAAAAACCUUCGUUUGUUUUAGAUGUUGGAAAUGUAAAUAUCAUGGACAAAAAGGUCAAUACCAACCAACAAGUCUGCUUGAAAAUGAUUAGGACAUUGUUGACAGGGCUUAAAUAAAAAAGUUAGAGAAAAAGCUGCUUGUAGCACAGA